AUGAGUUGGUUCAAGCGUGGAAGUGAACGGAGAUCUCCAGAAUCUGCUGAUCAAGGCCAGAGUGACACAGAUCCAAACACUUGCUUGGAGGUCUUUCAGAAUCACUGGAAACAGGCAUGGACGGUUAUUGCCUGUCAGGACAAGAAGACCACCACCAACACUGGGCAGGCAACAGGAGAUGGUGUGGAGACUGUCCUGAAGAACCUGGAACAGAUGGUCACACUGCUGGCCAAUGAGGACGAUGAUGGAGGUCUUCCAG
Messenger RNA from Candidula unifasciata, 259 nucleotides. The record is from the annotation of a GenBank genome assembly. Lineage: Eukaryota; Metazoa; Mollusca; Gastropoda; Stylommatophora; Geomitridae.